Halichondria panicea is the source of this 1984-nucleotide messenger RNA. Its product is annotated as filamin-C-like. The transcript has 7 exons. The coding region runs from base 87 to 1799 and encodes 570 amino acids. The record is from RefSeq and is a predicted model, not a curated record. NCBI's taxonomy places the organism in Eukaryota, Metazoa, Porifera, Demospongiae, Suberitida, Halichondriidae. Gene Ontology annotation, molecular function: actin filament binding. Gene Ontology annotation, biological process: actin cytoskeleton organization.
CUGCAAUCCAGCCCCUCCCCUUUUAUGGGCGUGGUUGCUCUCAAUAACUUUAUUUUUGAGUUUUCUGCUGCUUCUCCAACACCACAAUGACACUGUACUAUGCAGCCUCUCGUCGCUCAUCUGAUGUGGGCCACUCAGCAGGCAGACCAAGGCAUAGGGCGGACCAGGGAUCUAAGGAAGGAGAUGAGAUGAUCAUGUCGGAGGUCUCCAUCGAUGCAGAGUGGAAACGCAUCCAAAAGAAGACUUUCACCAGGUGGUGCAAUGAACAUCUAAAGAAACAGGGAGUUAUGAUUGACGACCUAGCCACUGACUUUGGGACCGGCAUCAACCUGAUUGUCUUGCUGGAGAUGCUCUCUCAGAGAAAGGUGGGACGGUACAACAAGAAGCCGCGAGUGCAUGCCCAACGUAUGGAGAACAUUGAGGCUGCUCUUGACUUCAUCACCAAGAAGGAGAAGAUUAGACUGGUGAAUAUUGGCAGUGGAGACAUUGUGGAUGGGAACAUCAAGCUGAUUCUGGGGCUGGUGUGGACACUCAUUCUGCAUUAUCAGAUCAGUAUCGGAUUUGGUCUGGAGGAUGACGGGACAGGGAAAAAAGAUGGCAUGACUCCCAAGCAGGCCCUCCUCAACUGGCUACAGCAAAAGCUUCCUGACAAGAAGGUGACCAACUUCACAUCUGACUGGAAUGAUGGCACCCUGGUGGGAGCACUGGUGGACGCCAUGGCACCUGGUCUUUGCCCUGAGCACGAAGCUAUGAAUCCCAACAAUGCCCUCCACAAUGCCACCCAUGCCAUGAAACUAGGAGAAGACUGGUUGGAUGUACCUCAGUUGCUAGGGCCUGAGGACAUGGUGAACCCUCACGUUGACGAGCUAAGCAUGAUGACCUACCUUUCCCAGUUCCCCGAGGCCCAACUCAAACCAGGAGCACCCAUCAAGACUAGGGGGGACCCAGGAAAGGUCAAAGUGUAUGGACCUGGUGUGGAGAAGGAAGGAUUGGACUCAGACAUGCCAUCGGCAGACUUUGUGGUUGAUACCUCCGAGGCAGGUGGUGUGGGAGGAGUAACAGCAUCUUGCGAGGGACCCAAUGGACCAGUACCUGUGGCCGUCACUGAUAACGGAGACGGUACCUACAGCUGCGCAUACGAACCCAAAGACGUUGGAGAGUACGAGGUGAAGGUAAACUACAACGGAAAGCCAGCUGGAGACUCCCCAUUCAAAGUCAAUGUAGCACCUGGAGCCAGUGUGCCCAAGCCGAGUGAAGUACGUGCCUACGGGCCAGGACUCGAGAAAUCCACUCCACAAGAGACUGCCGAGUUUACGGUUGAUGCAAGUAAUGCUGGAGUGGGGGAUAUCGGACUAGCUAUCAGCGGGCCGGCCGAGGUUGCGGUAGAGUGCACAGACAAUGGAGACGGAACUUUCCACUGCACAUACGUUGCUCCACGCCCUGGGGUGUACAAUAUCGAUAUCAAGUUUGCGGAUGAAGACGUCCCAGGAAGUCCAUUUCAAGUCCCGUGUGAAAGACCUCCCCCCGAUGCUUCGAAAUGCAUCAUUUCUGGCUUGGAGAAUCCUGGAGGGUUCCAAGUUGACUGUGCAAAUGCCGGUGGAUCUGGUUUGCUUGAAGUGGGAGUUUGUGGUGCCUACAUCCCGUGUGAGUACGUCUCAGUGAAGCAUAACGGAGACUUCAUGUUCGACGUUUCGUACGACAUUCGAGAACCUGGAGAAACAACCAUCAGCGUUCAGUGGCAUGGACAGCACUUGUCAGGGAGCCCAUUCACCGUGACUAUCGGAGAAGGAGAGGUUUAAAAACUGGUUGUCAGUAGCUAUAGGUCUUAUGAUCAUUUUCAAACCAUAUUUGUUUUUAGGAUUUACUGAUCUCGUGGACAGACUUCGAUAUUUAGCGGCACAAAUUAAUGUUUUCUUGUAUAUUAUAUAAAUUAGCACAGUAUUCAACAUUCUGUGAUGAUAUCAUUUCACUUCAAAAAUUUAAA